CUGUGGGAGUUUUCGAUCUUCAGUAGUUCUCAACUCCGAUUCUUCUUUCACUCUCCAUUCGACUUGAUCUAAACCACGAGGCUUCCAUUUGAUCUCGCGUAACAAGGAUAGUCGCCACGAUAUCAUGCACAUCGCAUCAUCCCUAUUGUUGGCCUCAUUGGCCGCCACAUCCGCCCUCGCUUCCGCUCCCACAUGCAGUACCAGCUCGCAAUGUCCAGAGGAGUAUCCCUGCUGUUCGCAGUAUGGUGAAUGUGGUACCGGCGCUUACUGUCUGGGUGGAUGCGAUCCGCUCUCGUCUUACUCCCUCGACUCUUGUGUUUCCGAGCCCGUGUGUCAGAGUAGAACCUAUACAUGGGAUAACUUGGACAAGGCCGCCCUGAACACCAAGUAUUUAGGAAACUCUUCCGAAGCCGACUGGGUCUACAGCGGUUACCCUAAGAUUGAGGAUGGCAACCUUCUGUUGACCAUGCCCAAGAACACCGUGGGCAGUCUGUUUGCCAACAAUCACUACGUUUGGUAUGGAAAGAUCUCCGGCAAGGUCAAGAGCAGCCGUGGCAAAGGUGUUGUCACUGCCUUCAUCCUGUUGUCGGAUGUAAAGGACGAGAUUGAUUUCGAGUUUGUCGGUUCCGAUCUGGCGAAUGUCCAGACCAACUACUACUGGCAGGGUGUUUUGGACUACAACAAUGGAGGAAAAUCGGCUGUUAAUGGCAGCGAUACCUUUGACGAUUGGCAUGAGUACGAGAUUGACUGGACUGAGGACGCUAUCACCUGGUCUGUGGACGGCCAGGUCACCCGCACCUUGACGAAGGAGUCCACCUACAAUGCAACCUCGAAGACUUACAAAUACCCCCAGACACCUUCCAGAAUGCAGCUGUCAUUGUGGCCUGCAGGCCAGGCCAGCAAUGCAGAGGGUACAAUCCAGUGGGCUGGUGGUGAAAUCGACUGGGACAGCGAGGAUAUCAAGGAUAAAGGAUACUACUACGCCACCUUCUCGGACAUUACUGUUGAAUGCUAUGACGCCCCGAACGGCACCGUCUCGACCGGUGACAAGUCCUACGCUUUCGUCAACGACGAAGGACUUGAGAGCUCAGUCGUGAUCACCGGUAACAGCACCGUUCUUGCCUCUUUUGGCGCCACAGGUCUUGAUAUGGAUCUGGGUAGCAGCAGCUCUACCAACACCACGGGCGACAACAGCACGGUCCCCGAAAACCGCGGCGGCUCGGGCAAUGAGCCUGGAGCCACCAGCUCCAGCACUACUGGCUCCAGCUCCGGCACAAGCAGUGGUAGCUCAAGCGAUUCGACGGGUUUCAGCCAGGGUACUUCAACCGACACCAGCUCCAACGACGCCGCAUCUCCUAGUGAGCGUGUUGUGAAAGGCUCCUUCUUUGCCGCAUUGGUGGCAAUCGUCGUGUCGGUCACGCUAUAAGCAGAGUCAACAACCUCCGUUUUUUCCCUUCUUGAACAUUCUUAUUCAUGUAUCUGCUUGACUCUUACCUGGCCCGA
Aspergillus saccharolyticus JOP 1030-1 is the source of this 1503-nucleotide messenger RNA. RefSeq names its product putative cell wall glucanase (Utr2) (gene utr2). Gene Ontology annotation, molecular function: glycosyltransferase activity; hydrolase activity, hydrolyzing O-glycosyl compounds. Bases 125 to 1426 code for a protein of 433 amino acids. The record is from RefSeq and is a predicted model, not a curated record. The transcript is spliced from 4 exons. NCBI's taxonomy places the organism in Eukaryota, Fungi, Ascomycota, Eurotiomycetes, Eurotiales, Aspergillaceae. Gene Ontology annotation, cellular component: fungal-type cell wall. Gene Ontology annotation, biological process: carbohydrate metabolic process; fungal-type cell wall organization.